Messenger RNA from Drosophila ficusphila, 3332 nucleotides. RefSeq names its product villin-like protein quail (gene qua). Lineage: Eukaryota; Metazoa; Arthropoda; Insecta; Diptera; Drosophilidae. Gene Ontology annotation, molecular function: actin filament binding; phosphatidylinositol-4,5-bisphosphate binding. The transcript has 7 exons. The coding region runs from base 452 to 3166 and encodes 904 amino acids. Gene Ontology annotation, cellular component: cytoplasm; actin cytoskeleton. Gene Ontology annotation, biological process: actin filament severing; actin polymerization or depolymerization; barbed-end actin filament capping. The record is from RefSeq and is a predicted model, not a curated record.
GAGGCGACCAGUCUGCAGUUGGCUUUCUGCUGGCAAAGACGCGUUCGCCAAGAGUCUCGAGGAAAAACCUCUGCGGGGAAAAACUCGAGCCGCGAGAGUUGGGAAAACGGAAUCGAAACCGUUUCGAAUCGAAUCGAAUCCAGCCUAGCAUUUGGCUUUACUUUCAGUUUAACUCUUAAUUUCGGCUCAGUUUCGGGGAUCUAUAGACCCAUUCAAAAUUUUUGCAAAUAUUUUUAUGAUCGUUGUUUGAGAGCCUGUGAAACUUCCAUCGACCGCUUUUCAACUGCUGCGUGUGUGUGAAGUGAGUGUGCGGCAUUCGCUUUUCAAAAGCGUUGGGGAAAAACUCGCAAGGAUUUCACUUUGAGCCGCGCUUGCCGGCUUCCAAUUGGCAUUGCCAUCAAAUUGAGAGAAACAAAACUAGUUCAAGGCAGCUUGAAAGCAUCUUUCAGAUAUGUAUACAGAUACAUCCGCGGGUUUUUUGAGACCCGCCAACAUGGAGCUAUCGCUGUCACCAAAAGAAACGGAGGUCCGUCCCAACACCAUUCCCGAUUUAAAAGUAGAUGCCACAUUCCGCAAGGUGGCAAAAAAUGCGAUAACCUUUGCCCUUUGGAAAAUCGACGAAGAUCGUUUGGAGGCAGUCGUCCGAUCGCAACAUGGAACCUUCUACGAUAACUGCGCCUACAUUAUCUACGCAGCCAGUUUGCCGGGUCAUUAUGCCAACCAUGAAACCAUCACACGCGAACAGAAGUCGAAUGUGGUGUUGGAGCGAUAUAUUCACUACUGGCUGGGCAAGAAUGUCAGCGAGCAGAAUCGAUCCAAUGUGGUGCACAAAAUCCAGGAGCUGGACUCUUAUUUGGGAAACAUAUCGUCUAUUUACAGGGAGACCCAGAAUUUAGAGAGCGCAAGGUUUCUUUCUUACUUCAAGAAGGGUUACGACGUUCGCUCGGGAGCCCUUUUAAACGCCCCCAAAAGGCCACGCCUCUACCAACUGCACGCCCGCAAAUGGCUGCGAUCCAUUGAGUUGGCCACCAUUGAUUGGUCGCACUUCAACUCGGAUUACAUAAUGGUCUUGAAAACGGAGAGCCUCAUUUUCGUAUGGAUCGGUCGCUCAAGUUCGGGAAUCGAGCGACGAAGUGGCCUCGCUUGGGUUCAAAAGCACUGCAGUGGAUCGCCCAUCACAAUUGUGGACGAUGGCUACGAACAGGCAAUGUCGCAGGAGAACAAAGAGCUGUGGAACUCCCUGCUGCCGCUCAAGCAACGGAUGGUCUGCCAGGCCAGCCAAUUGGUCAGCGAAUAUGCCGACUACAAUAGCAACAAGUUCCGGAUCUACAAGUGCAAUCAGCGAGGCCGAUUGCAUCUGGAUCAAUUGGAUGUGGGAAUGCCGGCAAAGGAUGAUCUGAGCGAUGCCCAUGGCGUCUACCUAUUGGAUAACUACGGCCAGAGCAUUUGGUUGUGGGUUGGAGCUCAGGCUCCCCAAGCGGAUGCUCUUUCUGCCAUGGGAAAUGGACGGGCAUUCGUGAAAAAGAAGAAGUAUCCGGAUAACACGCUGGUCGUACGAGUUUUGGAGGGUCACGAACCGGUGGAGUUUAAGCGACUGUUUGCCAACUGGUUGAACAUCUGGCAGGAGAACUCCAGGGGUCACAAGCCGGUGUCCACAAAGUUCGGCAAGCUAGAUGCCCAUUCCCUAUGCGAGCGUCCAAAAAUGGCAGCGGAUACACAGCUCGUUGAUGAUGGAAGGGGCGAAAGGAUACUGUAUCGCAUUUGGGGAGAUCAGGUGCAGGAACUGCCUGCUUCCAAAACGGUGGUCUUCACCACGAAUGCCAGCUAUGUGGUGAAGUACAGUGUGCAGUGCGCCACUGUUGUUCCAGCAGAUCUUGCCUCGGUGGGCAUUAAAACCAUAAUUUACCAGUGGAACGGUUCGGAGGCCUCUGCCGAAUCGAUUUCCCGAGCAGAUAAGUUUGCCAAGGCCAAUUUCGAUGCUCUCAAGGAGCCAGAAAUGUUCGUACAGCUUUAUGAGUUCGAUGAGCCGCCGCACUUCCUUCAGAUCUUCGAGGGAAAACUGAUUAUCAUGCGAGGCCAACGCAGCGAAAUGCUUUACAACGGAAGCGCAACUGGGAACGUCUUGGAGGAUACUUUUCUGUUGAAGGUUUACGGCGAUGCCAGCUACAAUGCCAAGGCUGUGGAAGAGACUCCUUUGUCAUCGAUCAGCUCCAAAGAUUGCUAUGUGAUCAAAACGAAUCAUGUUUGGGUUUGGUGCGGACAGAGUAGCACUGGCGAUGCCCGCGAAAUGGCGAAAUCUGUAGGCGCGCUUUUGGGAGAGAGCUCACUGGUUCUCGAGGGCAAGGAGAGCAAGGAAUUCUGGCAAUCGGUGGCCAUGUACUUUAACCAAACCCUGGUGAUCAAUGGGAAUGGAAACUCCUGCUCCAGCAGUACGAGCAGCAGCAGUGGAGCCGGUAGCAUGUGCAAUGGCAGCUCGAAUGGUGGCAACAUAUCACCCACCCUCAGCAACAAUUGCUAUCUGAACACCAGUGUACCGAGUAAACCGAGACCUCCGGUCCAACUAUUCAUGGUCUGGUGGCAACAGAGCACGCUGAGGUACGAGGAGAUACUCGGCUUCGAUCAGCAGGAUCUCAGCUCGGAUUGCACCUAUAUCCUGGACACUGGAACCCUCACUUACGUUUGGCUGGGAUCUCAGGCUUUGAACCAGGAACGCUACACUGCAAUUGCACAGAGCUACGUGCAGAAUGCUCCCUUCGGACGCAGAUCAGCCACGGCGUUGGCUGUCGUCAGGCAAUUCCAAGAGCCAAAUGUGUUCAAGGGAUUCUUUGAGUCCUGGCAGAACGAUUACGGCAAGAACUUUUUAUCAUAUGAGGAAAUGCGCAAGGAUCUGGGCAAUGCAGUGCCCAAAACCUGUAGCCUUGCAAAUGAUGGUUCAGCGUUGCUUCUAAACAACAUGCAAAAGGACUUUGAUGGUCACAAAAAGUAUCCAUUGACCGUACUCGUCCAGGAAAUGGACAUGCUACCCCCGGAAAUAAAUCCCCUGAAGAGAGAGGUUCAUCUCACCCACGACGAUUUUGUCUCUGUUUUUAAAAUGUCAUUUUACGAAUUUGACGAGCUGCCCAAGUGGAAAAAAAUGGAGCUGAAAAAGCAAUUCAAAUUGUUUUGAGCUUUGGAACUUGUUGAAAUGCGUCUGACAAGUGCGCACUGUAUAUAUUCCUCACUUUUAAUGAAUACUAUGAAGACAUAGUAGCUGUUGAAGCGAUUUAUGUUAAAUAUACACACUUUACGUAGAUAUAAUAAAGCGAAAACAUGGAACUUUUGCGAAUCAAUAA